Messenger RNA from Aplysia californica (California sea hare), 805 nucleotides. Its product is annotated as submandibular gland secretory Glx-rich protein CA. Lineage: Eukaryota; Metazoa; Mollusca; Gastropoda; Aplysiida; Aplysiidae. The record is from RefSeq and is a predicted model, not a curated record.
AGGGCGCGCCCGGCGGGGAGGGAGAGGAUGCUGGGACAGGAGGCGACGAGGACAAGGAGAAGGAGAAGGAGGAGGAGGAGGGGAAGGUUCCAGUGACGGAGGAAGUGAUGGUAGCUCAGACGGCCGCUCCCACGGGCGAGGACCUGGCCAAUCCUGGGUACAGUGCCGAGUUGGACAACCUGCCCGCCCCGCCCACUGACGGACACACAGACUCUGGCGGCCAGCAACAGGAGGAGGGAGAGAAAACGACACAGGAAGAAACGGCCGCAGAUUCACAGGAGGCGUCGGCUGGACAGUCGGAGGAAACGAUCGUGGUGACGUCACAGGAAACGACCGCGGUGACGUCAGAGGGCGAGAAACAGGCGGAGGAGGGAAACAAAGAAGAGGAGGAAAAACAACAGCAAGUGGAAGAGCAAGCAGGGCAGGGGUCAGAGGUUGUAGAGAAGGCUGGGGAGGGAGGGGAGGGAGGUGAGGGUGAGGGAGGAACUCAGCAGGAAGCCUCCGGCGAGCAGCAACAGACUGAGGCUAGCGAGGAGACGGCGGCGGCAGACGCCAGUGAAGAGCAGAAGGAAGGAAGUGGCGAGCAGGCAGACGCCAGUGGCAACAAGGGCGGCGGUGACGUCACACAGAGUCAGUCUGCUGAGUGACGCAGGCAGGGGAAGUUACUCUCGAACCGUGUUGGAGAAAUUAACGAUUUAUUGUUUUGCCUUUUUUAAGUCCAGCAUUUCAGCACAUGUUUGGUCGCUUUUCAGGACAUAUUUGGUCGCUUUUCAGGACAUAUUUGGUCGCUUUUCAGGACAAGCGG